AGUGUUUUAUACGCGUUUAAUUGAUUGCAGGACGGACGAGUGAGUUGGUGUUCCCCCACUUUUUUUUUUAUUUAAAUCUUGACGUGCUGUAAAAAGGAGAAAGGAAACCCAGGAAAUCCGGUCGUGAACAGCGCGAAGAUGAGUUGGUGUUGUGGUGCUUGGGCCGGGACUCGUGGCCCGUGCGCAGUCGGGUGCCAAAAUCGUCGGACCUUUUGAUAACCACUCGGGUUGUUCGGGGAAACGAACCCAAAUCACCUCCCCGAACCCACGAUGGACGGCGAAGAAUGCUCGUUCCUCCUCGAGCUGUUUGACGACAGCUCGGGGCUGCUGUUGCGACAUCCGUCGUCGUCGUCGUCUGCGUCCCCGCGAGGAAUAGGAGGACGAGAAGAAGAAGAUGACGAGGACUCGGAUGCGGGUUUCGCGUCCGACUUCAACACGGACCUCUUGCCGUUUAGCCCGGACGCGUUUUGCUCGUUGCUGGACUCAGACGUGCCGGUGGAGACGGUGACUGUGGACGACGAAGACGGAUUGUCGUUUUUGGAUUGCGUGGUUGAGCGGGCCGCGGGUGCAGCAUCGACGACGACGGCGGCGGCGGUGACGACGACGACGACGGAUGGAUGUGCUCUGGGCGAGCUGGAGUUUGCCAGGGAGUGCGAGAGAAGCGCGGAUUUCAUCGACAGCUUGUUUGAGGAUCCCUGGGAACGAGAUUGGAUUGUAACUUCGACGAAGCCAGAGCUGGAACUCCGUGCAAAUCCAAUCCUCGGAAGCAACAACUACACUCACCAUUAUCACCACCAUCAUCAUCAUCUUUUACCGCCCUCGUCGUCAUCAUCAUCAUCAUCAAUGACGGGAUCGUCGUGGAUCGCUCCGUGUUCACCGUGUGCGUCGAGUUCGUCGUCGUCAGGUGCGUCGCCGCUGAACGACGAAGCCUACUAUUCGUCGUCACCCGGGCCAGUGAUGGAUUUGCUGCCCGUGGCGGCGCUCGGCAGCGGUGGCGGCGUUGCUGGAAACGGCCCGCCGUCACCGGCGACGGACAUCGUGAAGAAGUCUACGGUUCGGUUCCGCAUAGUCACGCAUCGGUCGACGUCUCUUCUCUCCAAGCCAAAACCUCGAGCGCCAAAGUCUUCUUCGACGGGGACGGCGGCAGGUGGAGGAGGAGCUGGCCGUCGUCGGACACCGACGGUGGUGAAGGUGGCUCUGAGCGGGGAGAAAAUGCCGACGACGUUUCAAGAGCUGUUGGAGCUUAACCGGCAGCGUGUGAUGGCGGGCAGCAGCAGCAAGUGCGUGCGGCUCGUGGGCCCGGUGACGGCGGCGGCGCUGGCGGCCAAGCAGGUCGCCCCGGCGCCACCGCCCGUCCGCCGGCUUGCCUCUCCUAGUCUUACUAGUCCGUUCGACGAGUUCAAAACCUGUGUGGGGGGAGUUGGGAGGGUGAGAACUGUGAGGACAUACUCAAAGAAGUUCCAGGAACAGUGCUGGCCAGUUUGCCAAAAACCUCAGGGAGUGGAAGCAAUGCCGCCGGAUGGUGGCACAGCAAAACUGUUCGCCUCGUCUGGUGCCAACGGGCUCGACUUGGCCCCACUUGACAUGUCCAAGAUCAAACGAAUAAUUCGGACGAAGGCGUGCAACAAUUGGACGCUGGUGAUAGACAAGACUCGUGAGCUGUCGCGUGAGCAGAUGCGGCGCCAGUUGCGCGACACGAACGAUAUCGUGAUGCAGAGGGCGGCGGGGCCGAAGCGAGGGCGCCUUCCGCCAGGUGGCGUAUCGUCGAAGCUGGAGUUGCGUCAUCGGCCGGCUCACCAGCUCCUUUCGAUGCCUGGUCGACGGCCCAUGUCCAUGUGCAGGACCCUUGCCAAAACGUUCAAAAGAAAUCUGGUGAUAAAAGCCGCGGUCGUGGAGGAGUUCUUCAUCGACUCGGACGGGAACGUGCGUGACCGAGAAGACGGGGAAUUGAUGGUGAUGCUGAGGCCGAAGCCGAAGGUGAAGCCUGUGAUCACAACCGGGCUGCUGGAAAUGGCUGUCGCUGCUGCUGGGCUCGACGAUGACGAGGAGUGACACCUGUCGCGGCUACAGCCUGUUCUUUUUUCUUGGUCACGAAAACACAUUUUUGCUUUUUUUUCUCCUGUUUUUGGGUGAUCCGGAAGUCAUUCUUUGUUCGGAACUGGAUUCUUUUUCCUAAAUGUUCCUCGUGUUGUCUGUCUCGUUUCUCUUUUGUCGAGGGUGGCCUUAUCUUUGUUUUGUUUUUCUACGUCUGUUUGUCUUUUAUGGAUUUACUUUUUGUGUCUUGAAUAAUUGCAGGUGAAACUUCAUGAGUUUGCAUUUGCUUAUCAGUCAGUAACAUUAGUAAGGAGAGUGCUGGGUAAUGUUCACUUUUAUACGUGUUUUCUUGUUUUUACGAUUUAAAAUUUUGUGGAUCAUCAUCCAUUUUUCUCAGACAGUAAGAUCCUUUUUUUUUGAGUGAUUUAAGAGGUGUUUUAUUCUAGUAAUAUCCAGUGAAAUUUCAGGAAUUAUUUGAGGGGUAGUUAACUCAAAAGCUGACUAGUGUAAGACCAUUUGACUUUUUUUAUGGAUUUCCUCUUCUUGAAUAAUCAAGUGGAAAACUUCGUGACACUAAGGUGAUGAUCGAAUUUUCUAUUGGAAAUGUUGCAUAAAUUGUAUCACCCGACUGAAAUGGGCACGUAUAAAAAUUAGAAAAAUAAUUUUUUCACUAAAGUCAAUCGACGCUCCUGUUUUUUUUUUUUUUUUAAGAGAAAAGCGAAGUUUAAACAUAUGUCUUUUCUGGAGUCACUCUUCAAAAGUUUUCCGUUUGCAAAAAUGUUCUCCACCCGAGGUAAAAGAAAAAAGAAAGAAGGUAUUGUAAAAAGAAUUGUUGAAAGUUUUAUGGUGUAAGAGGUUUUGCCUGUAAUUCGUUUGCUUUUUUUCUGGGGUGAAACUUGCAAAGAACUGAAGCGUGAUGGGAAAGUUUUCAUAGUGGAACGCGUUUCCGCUUGUUAUAUUUCCGAACCGGAAGUAUUCUCAGUUUUCGAGAAGUCAAUCUUUUUUUUUCCUUUUUGAUACUACGGGAGAAACGGAUAGAAAGACACUAAAGCUGUGAACAACUUUUAGAGGUCACAGUGCGAUAAGAAAAGAAAAUGGGUGGAAAACUGAAAGAAGAAGAAGGAAAAAAAGAGGAAAGAUCCCCCACUUGUGAUGAAGAGGUAAUAAGGAAUCCAGGUCGCCUGUGGUCAGGAUAUUGUGUUUCAAACGAGAUUUUUUUCAGUUUUUUAAUUAUCCAAAAAAAUGGUGGAAUCUCUUUUGAAAUCAAGAAAAAAAAAGAACAGGGGGAAGAGGAAAGAAGAACGGUUUCAUUGUGAUUUUGCUGCUUGUCGCAGGAAUCCAUAAUUUCAGCUGCCGAUUGAUUUUCGUUUUUUUUUCAACGCGAUUUUCUUUUUUUUUUGGUUUAUGUUGUACGUGAUAAUUGCAUUUUGUUUGACCAUCUCUGCUUCCCGGUUUGACAUCGCGGCUCAUCCCCAUUUUGUUUUGGAAUUUAAUGAGAAUAUUUCUGUUUGGAAUUCCAUUAAUACGAAUUUUCAUGUUCCACGUUCCCAAAUUUCAAAAGAUACAGUUUUCUUUCAAAUUUGGAUGCUCAGGCGCUUAUUUUUGGGAUUAUUGCGUCCGAGGGAUAUUUCUAAAAGCUUUUUCCCCUC
Molecule: messenger RNA, 3683 nt
Organism: Notodromas monacha
Lineage: Eukaryota; Metazoa; Arthropoda; Ostracoda; Podocopida; Cyprididae
Source: the annotation of a GenBank genome assembly